AUGCAAGAUCCUCCAGGUAGUGUUAAUGAGGAUAUACUGGAUCGCAUUCAAGGUUCGAUGGUUGGAAUGGCCUUAGGUGAUGCCCUCGGUGCUCAUGUCGAAUUUCGACCUCGACAAUAUCUACUCGAACAUCCAGUGACUGAUCUUCAAGGAGGAGGAACAUGGAGUCUCAAUAAAGGACAGGUAUCUUCUCUCCACAUGAACUUCUUACUUCUCACUUGA
Didymodactylos carnosus is the source of this 222-nucleotide messenger RNA. The record is from the annotation of a GenBank genome assembly. NCBI's taxonomy places the organism in Eukaryota, Metazoa, Rotifera, Eurotatoria, Philodinida, Philodinidae.